AUGAUUAAAACGGUGAGGCAUAAUCGUCUUCGUACCCAAUGCGGUAUCUGCGGCCAGGACCUGUUGCGAGGUGAUUCCUUCGUCCCGCUACGGGGCGCUGACCCUGACACUGGAUCAGGAACAUGCUUGGACCGAGCAGUAUACCCAGGAUACCGUUAUUCUACUGUUGAUUUUGACGACAGGAGUCUCUGCUUGGUGCCUAACUGCUACCAAUGCACCAGAUCACCAGAGGCAGUAGGACUACAUGCAUUCUGCUUCGACGUUUACAAGAAUCACUGCCAAGCCGAUAAUUCUAUAGAUAGGCUAUGGGCGACAAGUAGUCAAAAGAACCUAUGGAAAGGUGCUCCUGUUCUACAGCUUGAUCGAGAGUCAGGGGUCGAUAUAGAUCUUGUUCGCCAGAAAGCCGAGACGUAUGGUGUUGGUCUGCUGGGCCGACUUCCGGCAGAACUCAUCCAGAUGAUAUACAGAUACAGCGAGCAUGCGGAGUUUUGGCGCUGCAUCUCAGCUCUGCGCCUGGCUAGGGAGUUGUCCAAGUCGCAACAAGACGAGACGAUGCUGCCUUUGUGCAAUAUCGUGACAUGGACAAGGGGAGAAUCGGCUGUUGUGCGCUCUGAGGAGUGUUCGCCCUACAUACGACUCAUUCUUGACCGUCGAGGCAUCCGCAAGAUCGAAAGGUUUCAAGAAAGACUGCCAUAUGAAGCAGCUCGUUCGAACAGAGAAGCGUUUGUUUUUGCAUGUGAGAGCGAGUUCAGGGAUGUUGUUGCGACUCUCAAGUUCAACGUCUUGCAACUCCAGCUUCCAAGUCAUAUACGAGGUUUCCAGGUCUGGGAUACUCCCAGCCCCCCUCGACUUGAAGACUGCGAGUUUUAUGGCCGCGUGUCACAGUCGAUGCAGCUCAAGACCAUUAACCUACGCGCUGUGACCGGCCUCACAUUCUUCUUCGCAUACAGCAAGCUUUACGCGGUUCAUGCACAUACCCGCAAGAGCCCACAUGCAACUGGAACCUUUGAACGUCUUUCCAAAGGUCGCCGGGCGAGUGUUAUAUCAGCAUACUUGCCAAUUCCCACAGGUGAAGAGAUUAUAGCCAUAGCUAUCAGAACAAGAAGCUCGCUCAAGGGAGGACAAUCCACAGGGCAAAAGCCAUUCCUCUUGUUUCGAACCAAGUUGGCUGGCGACAUCGCUAUUGGCCCGUAUCACUCCGAGGCACACAAAGAUGUUGUCCUCGGCGAGUCCAGCCCAAAAUUGUUCGUUUAUAGCUCUUCGGGCGUCGGGCCAGCAACUGUAUUUGGAACAUACCCUCGGAAACAAGAGGACGACAGUGUUUCUGUACCGUUUCCUUACCCCUUGUUCAGUAAUCCACCUAUCAACUAUCAUGCCAACAUUUCUUCAGCGCCCUUGGAGGAUGUGAUUUGCGUAUGGGUUCGGGAAGAUGAGAAGCGAUGUUGUCACGGAAUGCUUUUGGAAUAUGAAAACGGGGCUCAACGAGCAGUGGGGGAUUAUCGGGUUGGGAAUUACCUGCCGGGUACGGACCGUGUGAGGAAGUAUUUGAAGCCAUCGCGGAUUUGUUAUCUGCCCCCGCAAGAUGAGGGUGUAGAGGCACACAGUUUUGUUGUCAAGGCGAGUGUUGUUGAUGAUGAUCAUGACGCCAGCCAUGAUGCAGCAGGCUGGAAAUGUAAUUCAUUGAGCGGUGUGCUUGAAUUCUGGUUUUCGAGGGAGCGAUCUUUCAUUCGGAUAGUGGAGUAG
Messenger RNA from Fusarium pseudograminearum CS3096, 1743 nucleotides. RefSeq lists its product as uncharacterized. The transcript has 4 exons. Bases 1 to 1743 code for a protein of 580 amino acids. The record is from RefSeq and is a predicted model, not a curated record. Lineage: Eukaryota; Fungi; Ascomycota; Sordariomycetes; Hypocreales; Nectriaceae.